This is a messenger RNA of Mya arenaria, 3651 nucleotides long. RefSeq names its product pro-resilin-like. Bases 122 to 2116 code for a protein of 664 amino acids. NCBI's taxonomy places the organism in Eukaryota, Metazoa, Mollusca, Bivalvia, Myida, Myidae. The transcript has 3 exons. The record is from RefSeq and is a predicted model, not a curated record.
UACGUUAGCAGUAAAGGGAAUCGGUGGGAAAGAACAGUUGUUAGUUACUGCAUAGACAAUACAUUUUGGAUUAUUAAAAACCUUGAAAACAGGAAUAGGGGGAUUAUUCAAUUGAAUAAUCAUGAACGGGUGGACCGUUUCCGUUCUUAUUGCAUGUGUUGUCUACGUGUCGGGGCAGGACCCACAGGCGGGUGCGGAUGCCGGAAGUAGUCAUAGCAGCGUGCCAGACCUAACAUAUGUCAUGGACUCAAUAAUGACUGGCAGUCCUGGAGGAAGCGGGGCUGCAGAUACAUCUUUCCUCGAUAUGAGCGGUAGUUCAGGCGCUUCUCCUUCGUAUGAAGGCGGGGUUCCAGACAUCACUACUAUAACAGGUGGGGAUUCAUCAGCAGGCAGUUCCUUGCCCAUCGGAUCAGGGAGCACAGGUGCCCCUGCAAUUCCCGGUUUCGAACCGGUUCCGUAUGGACCCGGCGGCGCUGGAGAUUCUCUUGGAUCAAGAAACAUCCUCACAAUGGGUGGCGGAAGGGGUACGGGUGUGGGAGGCGGCCCAAGAGAUCCCAUGCGGGAUUCACUUGUGGAAUCCCCGCGUGACCCCCGUGGAGAUAUGGUGCGCGAUCCACGUGGCGAUAUGAGGGAUCCCCGUGGAGAUAUGAUGCGCGAUUCACGUGGUGGUAUGAGGGAUUCCCGUGGAGAUAUGGUGCGCGAUCCACGUGGCGAUAUGAGGAGGGAUCCACGUGGAGAUAUGGUGCGCGAUCCACGUGGCGAUAUGAGGAGGGACCCACGUGGAGAUAUGGUGCGCGAUUCACGUGGUGGUAUGAGGGAUCCCCGUGGAGAUAUGGUGCGCGAUCCACGUGGUGAUAUGGGGAGGGAUCCCCGUGGAGAUAUGGUGCGCGAUUCACGUGGUGGUAUGAGGGAUCCCCGUGGAGAUAUGGUGCGCGAUUCAAGAGGCAGGUCGGAUACGUUCAGAGAUAGCAGCAUAGGAUUCGUUCCAGUUGACCCACGUGACAGGUUCCCUGCAGUUGAUACACGUGACAUAACAGGUGGUGGUCGUGGUGGUGAUGUUGGUGCCCCACUUGACAGGUAUGAUCCACGUGGAAGUCCCUCUGGUGGAUUCGACCGAGCUGACAGAGGUGGCAGGACCACUGGGUUCGAUUCACGUGACAGUUUAGCUGGCGGUGGUGCCCCACGCGACAGGAUUGAUUCACGUGAUAGAGCCCGAUUCCCCGAUGCACGGGAUUCUCGUGGUCCAUCGCGAUUUGACCGACGUGAUUUUCCUGAUCCCUUUGGAAGAGGAGGGUACGAUCCAUUCCGCCCCUCGUACCCGAUGUUCGAUUCAUUUGGACGACCAGUUUAUGAACCUAGAUUCCCAGGCAGGUUUGGAGGUGACUUCGGAAGGGACUACAACUCUUCCAGAAGCGGGUUUGGUGACUUCCGGCCGCCAUAUUAUGACCCACGAUAUCCUCCUCCUCAUAUGUAUGGAGGUCCGUUUGGUUAUCCACCAGCCCGCUUUCCCCCAGGAGGGUUCCCCCCACCAGGUUACAUGCCGGGCAGUGCACCAGGCUUCUUUCCGUCCUCUACAUAUCUGGGUGGUCCUUACGGAGGUGUCGGUGGUUUUGGUGGUGGUAUGAGGGAUCGUGGAUUUGGUGGCGGUAUGAGGGAUUUUGGUUUUAGAGGUACGGGUGCUGGUGGAUUCAGAGAUAGCGGCGCCGGCGCACCUCUUGAUUCGGGCAGAGGUGGAAGCGGUGGAUUAAGGGACGGUGGAAUUGGUAGCGGCGGUGGAUUAAGGGACAGCCGCCCUGGUGGAUUUGAUGACUCAGGCUCAGGAAGCUUCGUGGAUAGAGGCUCAGGUGGAAGCGGUGGAAUUGGUAGCGGCGAUCUUGGUGGCGGUGUAUUUAGGGACACCACCAGAUCUGGUGGAUUUGGUGACUCAGCCUCAGGUGGCUUCGGGGAUGGUGGAUUAAGGGAUGCCAGCGCUGUUGAAUUAAGGGAUUCGGGCGCUGGUGGUUUUAGGGAUGGCGGUCGUUUUGGAAUGAGCGGUACCGGCGGCGACAUGAUGAGCAUGGAUCCGUAUCCUCCAACUUUCGGAGCGGGCUCCGGCUCUUCCAGGAGGGGAAUAUAAAUUGGGAACGUUCCCAUAGGAAAACAGCGAGGUGUUAGAAAAAUCCAUAUUAUGCUUGCAUCAUAGAAAUAUUCAUUCUUUAUUUAUCUUUACUUCUUCAUUCUGUAUCGUUAAUAAACAGAUCAUGAUUUUGUACAAUUCCCUGUGUUUUUUGGUCUGAACGCUUAGCUUUGUAAAUCAGCUGCUUUUCUUGUGAUGACGUUUUUUAUGACUGAAAAAUACAUUUUUGUUCCCAACCUUUAAAAAUAUAGGUAAGAGAUCCUUUCCUACUUGCUUUUUUGUUAUUUCGAGAAUUUUCUUUUCAUUGUUUAAAAAGCAUUCAGUUUAAAUAGAUUCAGAGCUUUAAUACAGACAUUUUGGUGUGUUUUUUCAAACUUGCUUUUAUAUAUAUUUUUUAUUGAGACACGAUAAGUGAAGUUUGGCUAUGUUUGAUUACACAUGUGGAUAUCUAGAUCGACAUUCACCUUCUUUUCUAGUCUGAGUUUGAGACACAACGUUCAAAACCGCAAAUCUUAAUUUCAUGGUGAACUGAUUGCUGAUUGAAGAGCUAUGAGGCAAAUAUAAAUUAAUUGCUAGAUUUUCAUCCAUUUUUCUAAAUUGGACGGGGUUGACAAUUUCUUAUUUAUUUAUCUGAGAUGACUGAUUUACCGUUAAAUAUAUGUUCCUGCUCUUUUUUAUUGCAUAAGGGACCAUUUACAUUUGUUUCUAGACAAACCACGAACACGGUCGUUACAAUUCUCCUUUUCUCCAUAUGAUUGUUAUACACCAACACCUUAGAUAUGAAUAAACGCCGUUCCCGGACAGUACUGGAUUGAAACGCAAAUACAGACUUGUGCUCAACGUUUUAUUUGAGUCAAUAAAAUUAAGCGGCGGCGGAAAACAGGGGGCGGGCGGGGAUGAAAAUCUAGCAAUUCAUAUAGUGGCCUAAUUUUGAAAAAAACAACAACGUAUUUUACAAUAAUUUACACACGCUUUGUCAUUUAAAUUGUUGAAUUGAAGAUAUCCUGCGUAAACUUUAAAAUUCGCUUUCGGAUUCUGAGUUUUAAAAUCAGAUUAAAUAUUUUAGUGAAUAUUGACCAAGAUAAAGGUGAUUGGACUUAGAUUAACAAUACCCAAGACGUCUAAGACGUACUUUGACAAAUACGUACAUGUGUGUUUUACGGGAAUGUCUGAAAAUCUAAAUUUUGAGUAAGCCGUCGGAAAUACGCUUUCAAAUGCUUCGAUUCCUUAUGUCCUAUCAAAAUGUUAUUGUACAUAAAAACAAAUAUCAUAUAUACUUUGAACAUAAAGUCAAAGUUUUUUUGCAGAUUGACACAAAUUUGGAAUGUGCACAUCCAAUCGUGACUACUCGGCAAUCUCCGGAUAUAGCCGCGGGUGUUCCGAUUGCAAGCACACGUAUAAUGUAUGAAAAUGUAUAUAAAAAGGUGCAAAUACUUUUUUAUUUAAAACUAUGUACAUCAUGACUUCGUGUAUGGGUCGUUUGAUGUUUUGUGAUUGAUUAGUGGGUUAUAAAAGAAAUAAAUCUUUGUGAAAGA